Molecule: messenger RNA, 2801 nt
Organism: Aethina tumida (small hive beetle)
Lineage: Eukaryota; Metazoa; Arthropoda; Insecta; Coleoptera; Nitidulidae
Product: fibroblast growth factor receptor-like
Exons: 14
Coding region: 64-2046 (660 amino acids)
Biological process (GO): cell surface receptor protein tyrosine kinase signaling pathway; positive regulation of kinase activity; multicellular organism development
Cellular component (GO): signaling receptor complex
Molecular function (GO): transmembrane receptor protein tyrosine kinase activity; ATP binding
Source: RefSeq, a predicted model, not a curated record
UGCAAUUUAGGUAUUUGAGAAUGAUUUCCUAAAAAAAUAUGCACUUGAAUUUAUCCAUAAAUUAUGAAAAUUUUAAGUAAAAUUUGUUUAUUUUCAAUUUGUUUACAAAUGGCUAACAGCAAUGAAGAUGGAUGUAAUCACACUGUCUUUAAAGAUCUGAAAAUUGAACCAUUUAUUUAUACGGAAUCUGAAGAACUUAUGAUGGGCAUUAACCUUACAUUUUCCGAACAUGAUGAAAAGUUGUUAGAAAAUUCAACUAUUGUGCUGUUCAGUAAUCCACACUUUGACUCUGUACGUGUAGAUAAUUUUAGUUUGCCUUACUAUGAAAUCAAAAAUUCCACCAUCAAUUUUAAACCAACGGGCAACUAUACAAUCGAAAUCAUGUCCGAUUAUGGAAACUGUGCUCAAACACACCAUUUCCAAAUACCCGUGUGCGUCGACAAUGUUUGCUGCGACUCAAACAAGGCUCCGUUUGUUAUUGAGAGGAUUGAACCUGUGAUAAAACAACCUCACCUUUAUAACGUGACUUGGAGUGGUGUGAUUGACCAAAAUAUAACCCUAUCCAAUUUAUUUUAUUACUAUCACUUGGUUAACGACGAAAACUCCAAGUUUCCAGUAACAUUCGAAGACGACGAUCCUCAUCUAAUUGAAAUGAAUUUAUCGGAAGGACACACUUACGUAAUCAAAAUGAACUUUGUGGAAAAUAAUUUGUGUUCCUAUACGACAUAUUUCGAAUAUACAGAACCUCGUAAAUAUUCCUUAUAUAUUAUAAGCACCAUUACUGGAAUUUUAAUAGUAUUAAUAUUACUGAUGUUGUACAAAAAUUGGCAGGGGUUAGCACUGUGUAUGAAGACUGUAGAAGAAAUGGAUCACGAUGUGAUACCUGAAAAAGUACAUCUCAAGAAGGAGGCUAAAAAUAUGCUUUACGUUUCAUAUGAGUGCAAGCAGAAACUUAUUGAAGAUUCCUACGAACUGCCAAGAAACUUAAUCCAUUUGGAAACGGAAAUUGGACAUGGAACGUUUGGUAAAGUCUUCAAAGGCACCUUGAUUAUUCAAAAAGAUCAGGAGAGUCGGACAGUUGCUGUUAAACAAGUUAAAGACAAUAAGGACGAGUCCCUAUUGGAAGACUUCAGACAGGAAAUUGAUCUGAUGAAAAAAAUUUGCAGUCACGGCAAUCACGAAAAUGUUGUCAAGUUUUACGGCUGUUGCAGCAAAGACUUGCCACGACUGAUCGUUUUGGAAUAUUUACCAUGUGGUAAUCUAAAAAGUUAUCUUGAAGACUUGAACAAAUCUUGGAUCUACAGGAAAAGAAAACAGACGUUCUUUCCCCCAGAAAUGGAUAUACCGGUUUUGAAAGAACUAUCUACAACUGGCACAGGAAAUCUAGACAGCCCAGGCAUUAACAGUUUAAAACCACUUUUAACUCCUGAUUCACUGAUUUCAGCUAGAAAAUCGAGCUUCUCCACUGAAAGCAGAGUCACUGAAAUUUCAUACGUUAAAACGCCUCCCAGUGUGGCGUGUUUAGAGCUCAGUGAAAAGGAGUUGUACAAUUUUGCAUUGCAAAUAGCAAAAGGCAUGGAAUUUUUGGAGAAAAUUCCCAUCACUCAUAGGGAUUUGGCUGCCAGAAAUAUCCUUUUAACUCAAAACAAAACUUUAAAGAUAUCAGACUUCGGUUUAUCCAGAAUGGGACCAUAUACGAGUAAAAAAAGUUCUCCACUCCCGUUGAGAUGGAUGUCCAUUGAAGCUAUCCUGCAAAGCACAUACAGCAACAAAAGCGACGUUUGGUCUUUUGGUGUUGUUUUGUGGGAAAUUGGAACUCUUGGAGGAUUUCCUUAUGGAGGAAUACAAGCUGAGGCGUUGUUGCCGAGGCUGCUGAACGGAGAGAGGCUUAGUAGGCCGGAAAUUUGUUCUGAACAAAUAUACAAGUUAAUGCUAGAAUGUUGGGAGCAAAAUCCUGACGAUCGACCUUCCUUUCAGCAAAUAGUACUAAGAUUGCCGGAAUAUGAGAAGCCUUACAGUACUGAGCAUAUUCCUGUGGCAAAAUGAGAGGACAACCAACAAAUAUUCCUCAUAAAAUACGAUUAUGAAUAAGUCCAACUAAAACACAGAUAUUUAUGUGAUUGUUUCUUCGUCAUUCUGAAGCUAUUUGAUCUAUUGAAUUUUGAAUGUGGGACUUGUUUAACACGGAUUUAUGGGUAGUCAAUUUCAUUGGGACUCAAGAAAGUGAGCUUUCAAUUAGGCCCUUUACAUACAAUGACGUGAAACGAAAUUGUAGGCUAAUCUUCCAGAUUGGUGAUAGCCUUGGGGUGGAGAGUAAUUGAGUCUAACACAAGGAUAGAUAAUUAGUAAGUACUAUGGAAGAAGACAGCAAAAAUGUUGGCCCUAAAUCUGUUUCCAAUAAAUCCAGGCAGUUACAAGUGUGGAUUGUGACAGAGAGAUAUAAAGGAAAAAGUUAUAAACAUCAGAUAUCUGAGUUUUAACUGGGACACGCAUAUUUUUCUCUAAUUCGUGCCAAUUUAUUUGAAAUUCAUUAAAUAAGUUUCUCUAUGUUUUAUUUGAUGGACCUAGGAAUAAAAUUGUAUGAAUUUCAUUACUAUUACAUACAUAUUGUUAUUAUACAUUAGUUUUAUAAUGAAAAUCUCAUAGUAUAAAUGUGUUUAUUAUAUUUAUAUUUUGUAAGAAAAAAUAUAUAUUAUAUUUGAAAGAACAUCGCUGUAAUCAAAAUGUAAAAUGACAAUCUAAGUUAUUUAAUUUUUUUUAGAGUAGAUUGGGUUGCAUAUCUAUCAGUAUAAAUGUACAGG